AAGGAGGCGGAGUCUAGUUUCCCUGGUGACGGGUUUGCCCGGCGGUCGCCUGGUAACCGGUCGCGGCGGUCCUGGCUGCGGCAGCUCAGGCUGCGAAGGCCGCCGAGGUCUGUGGGCCGGAGCCCACGCCGGGCUCUUUCUUCCUGCUCUGUGAUGGCGGCCGCGGCGGCAGUAGUCACGCCGUCAGGUUUAGAGGAUGGAGUGUCUCGGUCCCGCGGCGAAGGGGCAGGGGAGGUGGUCGUGGAGCGGGGGCCCGGCGCGGCCUACCACAUGUUCGUGGUGAUGGAGGACCUGGUGGAGAAGCUGAAGCUGCUCCACUACGAGGAGGAACUCCUCCGGAAGAACAACCUGAAGCCCCCGUCCAGACACUACUUUGCACUGCCUACCAACCCUGGUGAACAGUUCUACAUGUUUUGCACUCUUGCUGCUUGGUUGAUUAACAAAGCAGGACGCCCCUUUGAGCAACCUCAAGAAUAUGAUGACCCUAAUGCAACUAUAUCUAACAUAUUAUCUGAGCUUCGAUCAUUCGGCAGAACUGCAGAUUUUCCUCCGUCAAAAUUAAAGUCAGGUUAUGGAGAACAUGUAUGCUAUGUUCUUGACUGUUUAGCAGAAGAAGCAUUAAAAUAUAUUGGUUUCACCUGGAAAAGACCAACAUACCCAGUGGAAGAAUUAGAAGAAGAAACUGUCCCAGAAGAUGAUGCAGAAUUAACAUUAAAUAAAGUGGAUGAAGAAUUUGUGGAAGAGGAGACAGACAAUGAAGAAAACUUGAUUGAUCUCAACGUCUUAAAGGCCCAGACAUAUCGCUUGGAUAUGAACGAGUCUGCCAAACAAGAAGAUAUUUUGGAAUCCACAACAGAUGCUGCAGAAUGGAGUCUCGAAGUGGAACGUGUACUACCACAAUUGAAAGUCACGAUUAGGACUGACAAUAAGGAUUGGAGAAUCCAUGUUGACCAAAUGCAUCAACACAAAAGUGGAAUAGAAUCUGCUCUAAAGGAGACUAAGGGAUUUUUGGAUAAACUUCAUAAUGAAAUUAGUAGGACUCUGGAAAAGAUCGGCAGCCGAGAAAAGUACAUCAACAAUCAGCUUGAGCACUUGGUUCAAGAAUAUCGUGCAGCUCAAGCCCAACUGAGUGAGGCAAGGGAGCGGUACCAGCAGGGCAAUGGCGGGGUAACGGAAAGGACCAGGCUCCUGUCUGAGGUGACAGAAGAACUAGAAAAGGUAAAGCAAGAAAUGGAAGAAAAAGGCAGCAGCAUGACUGACGGCGCUCCCUUGGUAAAGAUUAAACAGAGCUUAACAAAGCUGAAGCAAGAAACCGUUCAGAUGGACAUCAGGAUCGGUGUUGUGGAACACACAUUACUCCAAUCAAAACUGAAAGAGAAGUCCAACAUGACUAGGGACAUGCAUGCAACAAUCAUUCCAGAAUCUGCAAUAGGCUCUUAUUAAAACAUACUGUUUUUCAUGCUUCUGA
Molecule: messenger RNA, 1468 nt
Organism: Ailuropoda melanoleuca (giant panda)
Lineage: Eukaryota; Metazoa; Chordata; Mammalia; Carnivora; Ursidae
Gene: IFT57
Product: intraflagellar transport 57
Exons: 11
Coding region: 154-1443 (429 amino acids)
Biological process (GO): intraciliary transport; non-motile cilium assembly
Cellular component (GO): microtubule organizing center; Golgi apparatus; intraciliary transport particle B
Source: RefSeq, a predicted model, not a curated record